AUGCUAUCUAUCAAGUCUCUUUUGAACCCAGAGCCCGAGAGGCGAUACCGUGUCUCUCAUCCUCCAGUUGACAAGCGCAAGAUGCCUAAGGAUGCCCCAGUGUUCCGCCCUGGUAAAAUCCAGGGCGAGUGCCGCUAUCCUCCAAUUGAAGAACGUGAUGAAGCACUCCUGAAAGCCCAUCAAGAGUUUAAUCUGCGUCCUUUGGGCAAGAUCGCAGACUAUCCUCGUCAUAUUCCCUAUGCGAGUGACAAGAAAUCUUUCCAAGAGAAGACUGGCCGUGAUAGCUUCCAUGUCUUCCAAUACACUUUCCAGAUCCCUGGCGAAGAAAAAGAGUGGCAUGUCAUGUGGGAUUACAACAUCGGCAUUGUUCGGAUCACGCAUCUGUUCAAGUGCAACGGCUACUCUAAGACCACACCGGGAAAGAUGCUCAGCCAAAACCUUGGCCUGCGUGACAUCUGCCACAGCAUCACUGGUGGAGCACUCUCAGCCCAAGGCUACUGGAUGCCAUACGAUGCCGCCAAAGCUUUGGCAGCGACAUUCUGCUGGAGAAUUCGAUAUGCCCUAACUCCCCUGUUUGGCCUAGACUUCCCAGACAUGUGUAUCCACCCAGACGAGCGAAAGCGCCACGGCGUGAUGGUGAUUGACCCUGAAAUUACACGCCGCGCUACACAAACAGCGAACUACUACCGCGCCUUGGAGAUGGCAGCCUCACCGCGAAACGUCACAACACACCAACUCCUUCAUAGCAUGGAGUCAUUCGCCAACGACAGCGAUGUUUCUCCGAAACUGCCGCCCAUCAAGCAUCAACGCCGCAAUUACACAGAUAGUAUUGCCAGCGCUCGUGAUUCUUCAACGGAGCCUUACUGCAUGACUCCAAAAAGCCAGUCGCCCUGUUCCGGGUUCACUUCUAUCAACGUACCAAGAAGCACUGAUACCCAGGCUUGCUCGCGGGUGGCCUCUCCCAAGUCUAUUCUGAGCGCUAUAUCGCAGUCUAUGCGCCCAGAAAAUGUGCCCGGUGGUCUCAGCGAGGACAGUGAUACAGAAAGCGACGGAUCAUCGAACAUGUACUCCACUCCCAACUGUCCUUCGGAGGAUAUGAGCACCGAAUUCGACAAGACCGACACCGAUACGCGUUCGGACUUGGACGCUGGACGAGUUGCUGAUUUUACUGACUCGGGCGAGGAAAAUACGACAGAUGAUGCCAGUGAUGAAGACUACCGUGGUCCCUCUGCUAGGAAAUGUUUCGCUGGACCUCUCAAGCGGAAGACUAUCUCGCCCACCUCUACAUCCCAGACGAAGAAGAAUCCUAGCCGGAGGUCUCGAGCUUCGCGUCCUCGGUCCUCGCCUCAUUUUGCCAACGAGGUCAAGGCUGCUAAAGCUCUUAUUCGUUUGCAUAUGAAUGAGCUAGAAAACAUUGAAGUGGAGACCCAGAUGGAUGAAGAUAUUGCGAUGCAUUCGGCAUUCGGGUCAUGCGGGCUUUGCUCGCUGGACGGCUCGUCUCGCGGGGGUAAGCGUCGCCGAGCUUCCCUCUGA
Molecule: messenger RNA, 1533 nt
Organism: Penicillium soppii
Lineage: Eukaryota; Fungi; Ascomycota; Eurotiomycetes; Eurotiales; Aspergillaceae
Exons: 4
Coding region: 1-1533 (510 amino acids)
Cellular component (GO): SBF transcription complex; MBF transcription complex
Molecular function (GO): transcription regulator activity; DNA binding
Source: RefSeq, a predicted model, not a curated record